This is a messenger RNA of Fraxinus pennsylvanica, 936 nucleotides long. NCBI's taxonomy places the organism in Eukaryota, Viridiplantae, Streptophyta, Magnoliopsida, Lamiales, Oleaceae. The record is from the annotation of a GenBank genome assembly.
AUGCUAUUAACCAUUUGUCGGAUUCCUAUUCCAAUCUCUGCUAUAUCAAAAUCUAAGGGCUAUUAUUUUGGGGGGUUUCCAAUUAAGAAAGAUGAAGGAAAGAUGAAGAUUCUGAAGAAACUUGAUUUUGUGAAUAAUGCUGCUUCUGGGGAAAGUGGUUCAUCAGUCGAUUUCGAUGUACCAUUUCCUAGUGAUUAUAACGAACUUCUUCAGCAAGCUAAAGCAGCAACUGUAUUGGCUCUAAAAGAUGACAAGCAACUGAUGGAAAUUGAGUUCCCGACUGCUGGAUUGGAAUCCGUGCCAGGUGACGGUGAAGGCGGUAUAGAAAUGACUGGAAGUUUGCAGCUUAUUCGUGAAUUCUGUGACCUUGUCAUAAGUCCAGAGAAAGCCACACGGACUAGAAUUUUUUUUCCAGAGGCCAGUGAAGUCACAUUUGCAAGAAACUCAGCUUUUGGAGGAGCUUCUCUAAAAUUGGACUAUCUAACAAAGCCUUCAUUGUUCGAAGAUUUUGGGUUUGUAUCAAAAGUUAAAAUGUCCGACCGUGUGAAGCCAGAAGAUGAACUCUUCCUAGUCGCCUAUCCAUAUUUUAAUGUCAACGAGAUGCUUGUGGUGGAAGAGCUUUAUAAAGAAGCAGUAGUGAACACUUCGAGGAAACUGAUUAUAUUCAAUGGGGAGCUUGACAGAAUAAGAUCUGGAUAUUAUCCAUCAUUUUUCUAUCCCAAACUGGCUGCACUUACCCAAACUUUCUUGCCUAAGAUGGAGACUGUAUAUUACAUUCACAACUUCAAAGGACGAAAUGGAGGAGUCCUCUUCAGAUGCUAUCCAGGUACUUGGAAAGUUCUGAGGAAAGUGAGAAACAAAUAUGUUUGUUUGCAUCAUCAACAAGAGAUGCCAUCCCUCAAGGAAGUUGCCCUGGAAAUUCUUCCAUCAGCGUGA